GGCGCGGCUAGAUGCGCAGGCGCAGUCAGGCGCGGGGGUGCUGGUGGGACCGCGCUCUGGAGGACCGACAUGUCGGGGGUCCGGGCGGUGUCUCGGCUGUUGGGCGCCCGGCGCCUGGCGCUGUGCAGGGCGCAGUGGCCAGCGACAUGGCAGACCGGCACCCGCGGUUUUCACUUCACUAUUGACGGGAAUAAAAGGUCUUCUGCUAAAGUUUCCGAUUCAAUUUCUACGCAGUAUCCAGUGGUGGACCAUGAAUUUGAUGCAGUGGUGGUUGGUGCUGGAGGGGCAGGCUUGCGAGCUGCGUUUGGCCUUUCCGAGGCUGGGUUUAACACGGCCUGCGUCACAAAGCUCUUUCCUACCAGAUCACACACCGUUGCAGCCCAGGGAGGGAUCAAUGCUGCCCUGGGGAACAUGGAGGAGGACAACUGGAGGUGGCACUUCUACGACACUGUGAAGGGCUCCGACUGGCUGGGGGACCAGGACGCCAUCCACUACAUGACAGAGCAGGCCCCUGCUUCUGUGGUAGAGCUGGAGAAUUACGGCAUGCCGUUUAGCAGAACUGAAGAUGGGAAGAUUUAUCAGCGUGCUUUUGGCGGACAGAGCCUCAAGUUUGGGAAAGGCGGGCAGGCCCACCGGUGCUGCUGCGUGGCUGACCGCACGGGCCACUCCCUGCUGCACACGUUGUAUGGGAGGUCUCUGCGAUAUGAUACCAGCUAUUUUGUAGAGUACUUUGCCUUGGAUCUCCUGAUGGAAAAUGGGGAAUGUCGUGGUGUUAUUGCACUGUGCAUAGAAGAUGGGUCCAUCCAUCGCAUAAGAGCCAAGAACACUGUUGUGGCUACCGGAGGCUACGGCCGCACCUACUUCAGCUGCACGUCUGCCCACACCAGCACCGGUGACGGCACAGCCAUGGUCACCAGGGCAGGCCUUCCCUGCCAGGACUUGGAGUUCGUGCAGUUCCACCCCACAGGCAUAUAUGGCGCUGGUUGUCUCAUUACGGAAGGGUGUCGUGGAGAGGGAGGCAUUCUCAUUAACAGUCAAGGCGAAAGGUUCAUGGAGCGCUAUGCCCCGGUGGCAAAGGAUUUGGCGUCCAGAGACGUUGUAUCUCGGUCCAUGACUCUGGAAAUCCGGGAAGGAAGAGGCUGCGGCCCGGAGAAGGACCACGUCUACCUGCAGCUGCACCACCUGCCCCCGGAGCAGCUGGCCAUACGCCUGCCGGGCAUCUCGGAGACGGCCAUGAUCUUCGCGGGCGUGGAUGUCACUAAGGAGCCGAUCCCCGUCCUUCCCACUGUGCAUUACAACAUGGGUGGCAUUCCCACCAACUACAAGGGGCAGGUCCUCAGGCAUGUGAACGGCCGGGAUCAGAUCGUGCCCGGCCUGUAUGCCUGUGGGGAGGCCGCCUGUGCCUCUGUGCACGGUGCCAACCGCCUCGGGGCGAACUCGCUCUUGGACCUGGUAGUCUUCGGCAGGGCGUGUGCCCUGAGUAUCGCAGAGUCCUGCAGACCCGGAGAUAAAGUUCCCCCGAUCAAACCAAAUGCCGGGGAAGAGUCUGUCAUGAAUCUUGACAAGCUGAGGUUUGCUGACGGAAGCAUAAGAACAUCAGAACUGCGGCUGAGCAUGCAGAAGUCGAUGCAAAAUCACGCUGCAGUGUUCCGUGUGGGAAGUGUGUUACAAGAAGGCUGUGAGAAGAUCAGUCAGCUCUAUGGAGACCUGAAACAUCUGAAGACGUUUGACCGAGGAAUGGUCUGGAACACCGACCUGGUGGAGACCCUGGAGCUACAGAACCUGAUGCUCUGUGCACUUCAGACCAUUUAUGGAGCAGAGGCCCGGAAGGAGUCGCGUGGCGCUCACGCCCGGGAAGAUUACAAGGAGCGGAUUGACGAGUAUGAUUACUCCAAGCCCAUCCAGGGGCAGCAGAAGAAGCCGUUUGAGGCGCACUGGAGGAAGCACACCCUUUCCUAUGUUGAUGUCAAGACUGGGAAGGUUUCUUUGGAAUACAGACCAGUGAUCGACAGAACUUUAAACGAGGCUGACUGUGCCACAGUCCCUCCGGCCAUUCGCUCCUACUGACGAGACCAGAGGUGACCAGCUUUUGUAAUUAUGUAUAAUAGCUCGUGCGUGUCUUCAUAUCCUGAUUACCUUUUUAAAAUCCCAUUACUCAAGUGAGUAAGGAAGGCCAUUGGACUAGGGGUCAUCUACCCGGUAGCCAGAAGCUUGCUGGUAAUCAACAGCCAGAAGUGUGAAUGAAGCCUACCUUUAUCCUUUGCUUCCUUCUUGUGAAAUCAUAAAACUGGGCCUGAUUCUUCAAUAAAGCAUAAAUUGCA
Messenger RNA from Lutra lutra (Eurasian river otter), 2321 nucleotides. RefSeq names its product succinate dehydrogenase complex flavoprotein subunit A (gene SDHA). Gene Ontology annotation, molecular function: electron transfer activity; succinate dehydrogenase (quinone) activity; flavin adenine dinucleotide binding. Gene Ontology annotation, biological process: tricarboxylic acid cycle; mitochondrial electron transport, succinate to ubiquinone. The transcript has 15 exons. The record is from RefSeq and is a predicted model, not a curated record. Lineage: Eukaryota; Metazoa; Chordata; Mammalia; Carnivora; Mustelidae. The coding region runs from base 70 to 2067 and encodes 665 amino acids.